Molecule: messenger RNA, 4933 nt
Organism: Linum trigynum
Lineage: Eukaryota; Viridiplantae; Streptophyta; Magnoliopsida; Malpighiales; Linaceae
Source: the annotation of a GenBank genome assembly
CUUUUCGGCUUUUUUUAUUAUUUCUUUCUCCAUUUUUCCCCCUUCCCUCCCUCCUGCUCUGCUCCUGCCAAAGGGAAAGACUUCUUGCAGAGCAGAGUGACUGUGGAAAGAAAGAGAGAGAGAAAGACGGACAGAAAAAGAAACACAGAGAGAGAAAAGCAGCAUAACAAAAAAAAAAAAAAAAAAAAAAAAAUACAAAAAAGCACUCUCCGUCUCCGACCUUCACAGAGAUCAUUUCCGACUCCCAAACCCUAAAUCAGUAGAAACUAGAAAGAAGAGCUCUGUUCUCUUCUCCAAAUGCAAAAUCUCUCGCAUUACUCUCGCCACCCGAGCAGCGGCGGCACUUCAGCUGCAGCUGCCGCUUCCCUCUCUAAGAACAAGUCCUCCUGCAGCAAUGGCGCCGCCACCAGCUUCGCCUCCGCUUCCAAGUCCGUGUACGACGACGUCUUCGGCGGCCCGCCCAAGUCCGGGCACCCGACGCUCUCGCCUCGGCCUGAGGACUACGCCGAAAUAUUCGGCGCCUUCCACGCUCCACGCGCCUCCUCGAUUCCCGUGCUCGAUCUUCCUUCCGUCGACGGCGAGGCCGAAAUGUUCUUCGAUGUACGGAGCUCCGGUUUCGACUACCGGGAGGUGUUUGGAGGGUUCAGCUCCCCGGAUUUCGCCGUCUCUUAUGAUGAGUUGGUGAGGAUGGACCGUUCAAAUGCCGGCCGCGGCUGCUCCUCUUCAGACGAGGCUUGGACUCCAGAAGGUGCUGAAUAUCUCUCCGAAGAGUCGGACGAUCCUGCAAAAGAUCAUUUCAUGUCCAAUGGUGAUUUUUACGAUCCAGUUGAUGGUAGCCUGGAGUUCAAUAUAUCCUAUCACAAUGCCGCCCAAACAAGCAAUGGAGAUUUGCCUAAUGGGACUACCCAUGUAGCUCCCCUGCACCAUGCAUUUCCUGGGUACGCAGUUAAGGUUGAAAAGUCUAGUUCAUUACAGCCUGAUGAUGAAUACCCAGCUCUGCUGGUCAGCGAUGAUGGUCAUCUGAAUAUAGACUUCAGUGGAGAAAUGUUGAACGGAAGACAUCUUAAGAAGACAAUGUCACACCCGUCUUUCGUGGCGUCUGCUGGAACUGACAUUAGGCCUCAAAAAGAGUAUAAUAGAAAUAUCUCUCUUCCCGGUAGCGAGUUUGUGACAAUCACAGAAUUCAGUUUGCAAACCGAGCCCUCUCACUUGCCACCACCUGCUAGACCUCCACCUCCACCUGCAGUAGAUGUCAAAAUGAAGACUUCUGAUAAGCUGGGUGUUCCGAGUCAUAAAGUUGCUGCUCAUGAACAUAUCUCAAGUGAUUGUUCUCCACCAUACUUUGAUGUAGAGGUUGAUGCAAGUUCAGCUGCUGCAGCGUCUGCAGCUGCCAUGAAAGAGGCGAUGGAGAAAGCUCAAGCAAAGCUCAAGAGUGCAAAGGAAUCAUUGGAGAGGAAGAGAGAUGGCAGUCAUAGACGUGCUGGAUCGGGGUCCAGAACUGGAAGACGAGACACGGAAGGUAAGGGACCCAAAGUGGCUGGUGGAUUAGGGAUUGCAAAAGACGAGCAUGCGCAUGGAAAAGAGGAGAAUGGAGGUGAAUUUUUCAGCUUAACUGAGACACAAGACUUGGAGAAGAAAACUGAUCCAGUCUCAGAUUCCUUACAUGGGAACAGGGCUAAUGCUUUACCCAGAACUGCUGAAGAGAUGAAUGAUAGGGCAUCUUUAUCCUCUCAAGGCUAUGAUGACAUAGACGGAGGUGAAUGGAAAGAAGCUGCACAUUUUUUUGAGCUGGUGCGGGAGAAAUUUGACAAGCCUUCUGGCCAGGCAAACGAUGAAAACGUUCCAUUACAGAACAUAAAUGCCAAUGGGCAUGAAAAGAAAGGGAAAAAGGUGGCUGCUGAUGUACUGGAGCAUCAGUGUGACUGGAAUGCGAAACAAGGGAAGGUGGAUUCCACCAUUGCUGGGCAUGGGAAAAAACUAGAUAUGUCAAAUGAAGAGAAACGACGUCAAAUAACUCAAGAGGCUCCCACCCGAGUAGAGAAUGACAAGAAAUCUAGAAAGCACUGGCAGCGGCCUGUCGAAACUGGAAAUAAACAUUCUAGAGGCGAUGGAUUAGUAAAGCACCAGAGUGCAGUAGAUAUUCAAUUGAAGGAAAGUACUCUGGGAUCAAAACAUGUUAUGAAGCAUAGAGAAGAAGAAGAGUUGCUACCAAAAUGGGUUGGUAAAGUCUUGGAGGGGGAGAUAAAAUUUGACCAGGACAGAGAAGAUUUCCAACAGGAACAGAUUCAAAAUUUUGAGAUUCCUGUAGAGGAGAAAAACGUCAAAGUGUUACUUGAGCAGGAAGUGACUGAGAAGAAACAGAAGGAGGGUAAAGAAAGGGAGAAAAAUGAGAGAAAACGAAAAGAGGCUCUCCUAAGGGAGGAAAAUGAAAGAAGGUUGAUUGAAGAUCUUGAGCGUCUAGACAACGAAAGGAGAAUACAAGAGACUAUUGAGCUGGAAGAAAAUGAAAGGAAACUAAGAGAUUUAGCAAUCGAGCUGGCAGAAAGUGAAAGGAAAUGUAAAGAGACUCUUGAGAAGGAAGAAAAUAUGAGAAAAGCGACAGAGGCUAUUGAACAAGCAGAGAAUGACAAGAAAAAGAGGGAAGCUAUUGAACGGGCAGAGAAUGACAAGAAACAAAUAGAGGAAAAUGAGAAUCGACGGGCCGAGGCUCUUGAGAAGGAAGAGGAGUCGAGAUCAAGAGUUGGGUCUGCCGAAUCAGAAGAUAUGGAGAAGGAACAAGAAGAGGUAGAGGUUUUAAGGGGAGAGGAAAAGGUAAAUGAAACGUUUGAACAGAAACAGAAGGGGAAGAUACACAAGGAUGCAUUCGAGAUAGAGGAAGUGGAGAACCCACUUGAGGAGGCAGUUAAUGAAGCACAGGUUGUAGAGGACAUAACUGAAGAGUUUUAUAAUGUGGAACUGUUACAGAAGCUGGAUGAGGUAAUCAAAGAAACGACAAUCAGCCCACCUCAGGAAGUAGAAGACAGCCAACCAGUACGAGAAGCAGAAUGUGAGACUAGUCAACUUGGAUGCAUCUCAGAAGAAGAUGAGUGUGAAGAGGUGAUGAUGAAGCAUAAAAGUAUGGGUGAUAGUGAAUCAGAGGAACCUCACAGUUUCCAGUACCCAGCAUUUAAACUGAGAGAAGAUAAGAAGCUUGAAGAAGCAGAGGUACCUAUUGGAAAACCGGGAGUAUUUUGUUAUGGAGUAAAUGAGAAGACACCUAGUGAUCCAGAACUUGGCAGGAAAUCGACCGUUGGGAAGCAUGAAAUCCUUGAGCAAGGCCAAACAGAAUUGUCAGCUGAAGACAGCGAUACUAAGAACAAAGCUCAGUGCGAUAUACCAACAGAUGCUGCAAAUUUUAGAAAUGCAGCGUCGGUGACGGGGAACAUGUUUGCAAAUGACAAGGUCGAAAGGGAAAAGAACGCGAACAAAGAAGAGACUAGGGAUGAUUCCCCUUCAGCAAGAGAGACGAUUGACGGUGGAAUUAAAACAGAGGGCACUCAGCCGCUUGCAUCCUCAGAAGUUCAAGGAAGCACCAAAAGAACAGCUCAGCAAGCUAAUGUCAGUCAAACCAUGGAAAGAAAAGUGAAGAACCUUAACCAACCUGCUCCAUCAGACGGCAUAGAAGCUGCACGGUUGAAAAGAGAGAAAGAUUUGGAAAUGGAACGUCUUAGAAAGAUGGAAGAAGAGAGGGAAAGGGAAAGGGAAAGAGAGAAGGACAGGAUGGCUGUCGACAGGGCAAUACUUGAAUCUCGUGAGAAGGCGUAUGCUGAAGCCCGCGAGAAGGCAGAGCGAGCAGCUGUGGAAAGGGCAAUGAACGAGGCCCGUGAAAGAUUGGAGAAGGCAUGUGCAGAAGCUCGGGAGAAAUCCUUAUCCGAUAAGACAGCAGGAGAUCCCAACAAAUUUAGGGCUGCAGAGGCUCGAGGACGGGGGUUUGAAAGAGCCAGGACUGAGAAGACUGCUUCUUUCGGGGGGAACAAUGGGAGGCAAAGCUCUUCUUCUUCCUCCGAGGCACAGUUCCAGAACGCAACCACAGCUAAUGGGUACAGAAACACAUUUUCGUCGGCUCACAAUGGUUCCAAUCGUGGCGAGAGAUCUGAAGCAGUUGAAGGUGAAUCGGCUGAAAGGUGUAAAGCUAGGUUAGAGCGAUACAGGAGAACAGCUGAUCGUGCGGCAAAAGCUUUGGCGGAUAAGAACAUGCGUGAUGUUCAGGCUCAAAGAGAACAAGCUGAGAGAAAUAGGUUGUCGGAAGCGCUGGAUGCUGAGGUUAAGAGGUGGUGUAGCGGGAAGGAAGGGAAUUUGCGCGCAUUACUUUCAACCUUGCAAUAUAUUCUGGGGGCCGAUAGCGGUUGGCAGCCAAUACCACUGACGGAAGUAAUCACAGCAGCUGCAGUAAAGAGAGGUUACAGGAAAGCCACUCUGUGCGUUCAUCCCGACAAAUUACAACAGCGCGGUGCAAGCAUUCAGCAGAAGUACAUAUGCGAGAAGGUCUUUGAUCUCCUCAAGGAAGCUUGGAACAGAUUCAAUUCAGAGGAGAGGUAGCCUUCCCUGUAAAGAGCGGUUGGGGCUGCGGGGUGGGUGAUCAUCUUCCCCCAUUUUGUAAAUUCAUUUCUCUGGUCGUAGGUAAAACAAGUAAAUAUACAUAUAUUUAUCAAGAUACGUGUGUGUAAUGUCGAUUUCGAAAUGGUCAAUGGACAGACAAUAGGAACUGGAAAACGAAAAUCAAAUGCCAGAGGGAAAGGAAAGCCGCCCAAAUUCACCGGUUGAUUUGUGGUAAAAUGUCUUGCAGGCUUAACCAAGUCCUUUAUUUUCUCUAUACUGUUUUAGCGGUUUUAUUUGACCUGCUGUUCAUAAUAAAAUUCACUUAAUUAGUUAAUUAUAAAAGAUAUUCUGUACG